AUGAUAUCCCCAAAUCUUGAGGAUAUCGAAAACUUCGAUUUAUGCUUCGAUAACUUUGAUUUAUUCGCCGAUAUCAAUGAUCAAAACAAUAACGACCGCGUUUUGCUUUCUGACAUUUCACCGUCAAUUGAUGAUUUACAUGAUCAGCAAACAGAUAGUACUAUAGCUACUUCUCCGCAAGACGCUCCAAUAAAUCCAGAUUGGGAUUCCGAAUUUGAGAAGUUACUUUCUUCUCUAUCAGAGCUUGAUCGUAACGAAACAGUGCAAACGUUAACGUUAGAUGCAAACAAUGAUCAAAAUAUUAUGGUUAAAUCAACGGAUGUAGCAGAUCCUCCGAAUUUCUUAAAUGAUUCUCAACAACAAUGGAUUCAUAUUGAAGUAAACAAUCCAAUAGGUAUACACACACAGCCAGAAUCGAAUUAUCAUGUGCGGUACGAAGCAGAUAACAAACCAUCAUUGCGCUAUACUAAAGCGAUUGAUAAAAAGCCUAUUCAAAUAAAUUUCUCACCUGACCUUUCUGGUUUUUGGAAGGAUUGCCGGGAAUAUGGAUCCAUCCCUUGGUUGCGAAUCACGCGUACAACUGUCCGCAAUUCGAAUGACAUCUGUCGCCAUCCAUAUCCAAUAUGGAUGAAAAGUAGUGGUGCAAAAGUCUAUGAUGGUUCGAUAUAUAUCAGGAUAACUGACGAUGAUAUAUUAAAUGGAUGUAUCAAAAUCGAGAAUUUAGGUAUGAUUAUUAUCAAACAAGAUAAGCUUGCAACAAUGAAUAAAUUUGCCAUUUACAAUCGAUCACAGUCUGUAUUCCUAGAAAAUUUUGAUACAAAUACUACAAAUGCAAAAACUAUAAUUGACAAGUUUAGCCUUUGUCAAUCGAAACUUUAUUUUCAAAUAAUGGUGACAGAUUCUAAUAACAUAGUGUAUCCAACAGAUUGUUGUUGUGAAACAAAAACAAUGACACAAUAUACAGGAAAUAAUAGCAAGAAAUUUAGUUCUGAAACGAAUGAACAAUCAUCGUCUAAAAAACGUAAAAGAAAUGAGGAACAAGAACCAUUAUUAACGAGAAAACCAAAGAAAAUCAAAUCAAGCUCGAAACCAUCUUCAUCAAUAAACAAAUCAGGCCAUACCUAA
Molecule: messenger RNA, 1125 nt
Organism: Adineta steineri
Lineage: Eukaryota; Metazoa; Rotifera; Eurotatoria; Adinetida; Adinetidae
Source: the annotation of a GenBank genome assembly